AUGUCUACCCCGUACCCUGACGACGAGCGCGGGACUUUUAUUACUCAAACGUUCCCCUGCGUCUUUGACAAUACCAUCAUCGUUGCAGCAACCCACCCGACAGUCUCCACCGGCUCCCAGUUUGACGAUGGGUGGUUCCUCUCCGACUUUUACGCUUUCAACUACCUCCUGAAAGGUUCACCUAGCAAACUGUUGAAGAAGCAUGGCCCCUAUUACCACGGUACCGCUUCUGAGUGUCCCAAGGUCGUCCUCAGCCCUGAGCUUCUCGAAUCUGAGAUCACUCCUGUGACGGUCGUUCCGCCCGCCCAGAUGAUUGAUAGAUUUCUCGACGAGGUCUCCAAAGCCGCUGCUCGCGCCAAGGGCGAGCACCCUAUCCUUUUAAUGGUGUUCUGUCACGCCACCUUAAUCGUGACAGUAUGCUACUCGGGUGGAUGGGUGGUUGCGCCCGACGUCAACAGCGCAGCAUUAGCAGCCGCUACCUCUAAUGACGUGGCCUUAUCGUUCCCAGUCUCAGCAAGCCUAGGACGAGUUUGCGGAUCCCUCUUCGCUAGAGCGAUCAUCGACACCCUCUCCAGAGCCUCUUCGCCGUUGCUCACGCAGGAGGCGAGGAAGGAGCUAGACGACAGCGAGGGCUCGGAAAGCAUCCAGCCCGAGGAGCCAACCAAAAUACAGACAGAAACGUACAACGAGUUCUGCCGCUCCGUUACAACCGUACAUAAAGCGCGGGGUGUCCCUGAUACCCUGACUGAGGGGUUUUGCUUCAGCGCCCAAGACGACCAGUGGACUUUUUCUGUUCCCGGAUGCUAG
Messenger RNA from Lasiosphaeria miniovina, 807 nucleotides. RefSeq lists its product as uncharacterized. The record is from RefSeq and is a predicted model, not a curated record. NCBI's taxonomy places the organism in Eukaryota, Fungi, Ascomycota, Sordariomycetes, Sordariales, Lasiosphaeriaceae. The coding region runs from base 1 to 807 and encodes 268 amino acids. The transcript has 4 exons.